AGUUACCGUCGCGCGGGAUUCCACAUGGCUCCCUACUACCUAGACAUGUGCACUACAUAGGGUACAAUAUAAUGGCUUCUGAACCCUAUAUAGUGCACUACUUUGCUGCUUGUGCGCCAUUUUGCAUUCAGAUACUUUUUUAUUCGCCGUUGCCAUGGUGAUGACGAUGGCUUCGUUAGUCAAGUUGGAGAAGCGUGUGCUAGCUACAUUAGCUACGUUAGGUGCUUAGUAGGCAGGCUGUCUAGCACCAAACAAACCGAGGACCUAGCUAAUGUUUCAAUAUCGUUUUCAGUUUAUGGGAUAUUUAGUUUAGCAAAAUUAAAUGAAGGAUAAGUGCAGAAUGUCAUACGCCGGUAGCAAGUAUGAGAAGGGAAACUGCACACCGGAAGUGUCGCGCAGCGGAUCAGGAUGUUUGAAUGGAGAAAACGCUCGCGCUGCUACUCAUUCAAGUUAUUGUGAAGAGAGAAUGCAAGUGAAGUACAGCAGCAAUCUGGCAAUGUUAAGUGACGAGCUGGAGAGAAGAACCAAAGAGACCCAGAAGCUUCAGGAAGAAGUUGAACAAGCUACAAGGCUCACUAUGGAAAGAAUGAGUCGGGCAUUUAGCAGCACAGAAAUGUCUGGAAGUCAUAUUUCUACAAAUCAUGAAUCAGAGGGAUCUCCAGAAUCUGCAGUUCAUGACCAACAUUCUUACAUCCAGUCCAUAAACUAUGAUGUAGAUGUGAACGGAGCAAGUUGUCUGAAUUUCCAAGGCAGAGAUGUUCUUGUGCACGUGCUAGAGGACUAUUCACAACAAGUCUCAGACCUCCAAAAGCGGCUGAGAGAGACGUAUGAGCUGCAUGAACUGCAGAAGUUUCAUUUCCAUCAGUCCAUCAUCAAAUUAGAGAACAAACUGCAAGAAAGCCAAACUGAGAAAGACACCUUGGCAAACUUAAGACUAAAGGAAUCUCAGGAACAUGCCAAGCUAAUGGAGCGGCUACAGGCAGCUCAGCUAGAGCUGCACUUGAUUAAACAGACCGAAGGCCACAAACUGAUUGAAGCUGAGGACAAAGUGAAGACUUUAAGCAGGAAAGCAGAGAUGAUGGUGCAAAUGCUGCAGGACAUCUUCACCAGGCUUUCAGAUUAUGAGAAGCGCAGUGGAAAAAGCAGCUGUUUUUGCUAUGACACAGCCUUCAGCCCUAGCCAGCUUCCUCUAGGACCUGCAGUGGAGAAAGCCCUACGAGACCUGGAGAAUGACAAACAUGGCCUCCAGGAGAAACUGCAAAUGGUGGAGAGACGACUGAAAGACUUGAAGGAACAGGGUCAAGGAAAAACAGAGUCUCUUCUACAGGAGCAUAAGGAAAGAAUGGAGCAGAUCAUGACUAGUCAUGAGCAGAAGGUGGCAAUGUUGACUGAGAAACUGAAUAGCUCUCAGACUAACGCAGAUGGCCUGCAACACCAGUUGGAUGUAUUACAGCAACAGCUCCAAAGCCAAACCUUGCUGCACCAAUCAGAGAUGAGUGAUAUGGAGUCUGCUAUCUCCAUUCUGCGCUCAGACCAGCUAGAGAAGCAGAAAAGCUACACGGCUAAGGUAAUGGGAAAAAAAAUAAAAAAUCACUCCUCAACAAAAUUUCAGAAGCUGGAUGUGUUUUCAUUUGUAGCGAAAUAUAUGAUACACAUGCUGUUUUUCUCAACAUCCUCCAUACACUCUGUAAAACAAAGGAGAGGCUAUAAAGUGUGCUGGUUUCUUGGAAAGGGAGUGAACUGUUGGCUCCUCGAUUAGGUCAGUGUUCUGGAGGAGGCCCUUGCACAAGCAAAAUCCCAGGCAGAGCAGGUCCUGAGGGAGAGAGACCUCUCGCUCCAGCAAGUUGAGGAACAGGACACCUAGUUGUGCUGGCUUACAGUAAUACAUGUU
This is a messenger RNA of Ictalurus furcatus (blue catfish), 1891 nucleotides long. RefSeq names its product coiled-coil domain-containing protein 158-like. Lineage: Eukaryota; Metazoa; Chordata; Actinopteri; Siluriformes; Ictaluridae. The transcript is spliced from 9 exons. Bases 323 to 1759 code for a protein of 478 amino acids. The record is from RefSeq and is a predicted model, not a curated record.